GGUGUGAUGGUUGGUAUGGGCCAGAAAGAUAGCUAUGUUGGUGAUGAGGCACAGAGCAAAAGGGGUAUCCUGACCCUGAAGUACCCCAUUGAGCAUGGUAUCGUCACCAACUGGGACGACAUGGAGAAGAUCUGGCAUCACACCUUCUACAACGAGCUGAGAGUUGCGCCCGAGGAGCACCCCGUCCUACUCACAGAGGCUCCCCUGAACCCCAAGGCCAACAGGGAAAAGAUGACCCAGAUCAUGUUCGAGACCUUCAACACCCCUGCCAUGUAUGUGGCCAUCCAGGCUGUGCUGUCCCUGUACGCCUCUGGUCGUACCACUGGUAUUGUCAUGGACUCUGGUGAUGGUGUGACCCACACAGUGCCCAUCUAUGAAGGCUACGCCCUGCCCCAUGCCAUCCUCAGGUUGGACCUGGCUGGCAGAGUCCUCACAGACUACCUCAUGAAGAUCCUGACUGAGAGGGGUUACAGCUUCACCACCACAGCUGAGCGUGAGAUUGUGCGUGACAUUAAGGAGAAGCUGUGUUAUGUUGCACUGGACUUUGAGCAAGAAAUGGGCACUGCUGCCUCCUCUUCAUCCCUGGAGAAGAGCUACGAGCUGCCUGACGGACAGGUCAUCACCAUUGGAAAUGAGAGGUUCCGUUGCCCCGAGGCCCUCUUCCAGCCUUCUUUCCUUGGUAUGGAGUCUUGCGGUAUUCAUGAAACUACCUUCAACAGCAUCAUGAAGUGUGACGUGGACAUCCGUAAGGAUCUGUACGCCAACACUGUGCUCUCUGGAGGUACCACCAUGUACCCUGGCAUCGCUGACCGUAUGCAGAAGGAAAUUACUGCCCUGGCACCCACCACCAUGAAGAUCAAGAUCAUUGCUCCCCCAGAGAGGAAGUACUCUGUAUGGAUCGGUGGCUCCAUCCUGGCUUCCCUGUCCACCUUCCAGCAGAUGUGGGUCUGCAAGCAGGAGUACGAUGAAUCCGGCCCCAGCAUUGUUUGUAGAAAGUGCUUUUAAACCACUUGCAAGUUU
This is a messenger RNA of Perca flavescens (yellow perch), 1020 nucleotides long. RefSeq names its product actin, cytoplasmic 2. The record is from RefSeq and is a predicted model, not a curated record. The transcript has 5 exons. NCBI's taxonomy places the organism in Eukaryota, Metazoa, Chordata, Actinopteri, Perciformes, Percidae. The coding region runs from base 7 to 1005 and encodes 332 amino acids.